CUAUUGUCUGAGGCGGGCGGCCUCGCGCUGUGCAAUUUCUGGGUCUUUUGUUGCUCUUGGUGCAGGCUAAUAAAGUUUUUCUUUAUUUAAUUUUUUUUCUUCUGGUUUUAACGGGAGAAAUUAACUCCCCGGAGCCGCCGGGAUUGUCAGCGCUACCUGGGCCGGAGAGCUUCUCCGGCCGGGGAGCGCCUUGGGAAGGGGCUCCAGCGACCAGGGCCUGGCGAGGCCGGGGGCGGGGGGGCGGGGGGCUCAGGGGACGGCGGGGCUGCUCUGGGGAGCGCCCCGGUCCCGCUGGCGGCGCGCCGGUUUUAAAUAGCAUUUUUCGGACCUUUCUCCGCGGCCCCAGUCCCCGACUUCGGCGCUGCCUGGGCUCCCGCAGCCUCUCCCUAAGUCUCCAAACGACCACCUCACGGAUUCCUUAUGGAUCGCAGCUCCAAGAGGAGGCAGGUGAAGCCUUUGGCAGCUUCUCUGCUGGAAGCUCUCGAUUAUGAUAGUUCAGAUGACAGUGAUUUUAAAGUUGGAGAUGCCUCAGAUUCUGAAGGGAGUGGUAAUGGAAGUGAAGAUGCUUCAAAGGACAGUGGAGAAGGUUCCUGUAGUGAUUCUGAAGAAAAUAUUUUAGAAGAAGAACUGAAUGAAGAUAUUAAAGUAAAAGAAGAACAACUUAAAAAUUCUGCAGAGGAAGAAGUACUAUCAUCAGAAAAACAGUUAAUUAAAAUGGAAAAGAAGGAGGAAGAAGAAAAUGGAGAAAGACCUAGAAAGAAAAAGGAGAAAGAGAAGGAAAAGGAAAAGGAAAAGGAGAAAGAGAAGGAAAGAGAGAAGGAAAAAGAAAAAGCAACAGUAUCUGAGAAUGUGGCUGCUUCUGCUGCCGCCACCACACUAGCCACAAGUCCUCCUGCUGUUAACACAUCCCCUUCUGUUCCUACUACAACAACUGCUGCAGAGGAACAAGUCAGCGAGCCAAAAAAAUGGAACCUUCGACGAAACCGACCACUUCUGGAUUUUGUGUCCAUGGAAGAACUGAAUGACAUGGAUGACUAUGACAGUGAGGAUGACAAUGAUUGGCGACCUACUGUAGUGAAGAGAAAAGGGAGAUCUGCAUCUCAGAAAGAGGGAAGUGAUGGAGACAAUGAGGACGAUGAAGAUGAGGGAAGCGGGAGUGAUGAAGAUGAGAAUGAUGAAGGCAAUGAUGAAGAUCAUAGUAGCCCUGCCAGUGAAGGGGGUUGCAAGAAGAAGAAGAGUAAAGUUCUUAGCAGAAACAGUGCUGAUGAUGAGGAACUGACCAAUGAUAGCCUGACCCUAUCUCAAAGCAAGAGUAAUGAGGACUCGCUGAUUCUUGAGAAGAGUCAAAACUGGAGUUCUCAAAAAAUGGACCAUAUUCUGAUUUGCUGUGUUUGUCUGGGAGAUAAUAGUGAGGAUGCUGAUGAAAUAAUUCAGUGUGACAAUUGUGGCAUUACAGUCCAUGAAGGUUGUUAUGGAGUUGAUGGAGAGAGUGACUCUAUUAUGAGUUCAGCUUCUGAAAACUCCACUGAACCUUGGUUUUGUGAUGCCUGUAAAUGUGGUGUUUCUCCUAGCUGUGAACUAUGUCCUAACCAGGAUGGAAUUUUCAAGGAGACAGAUGCUGGAAGAUGGGUUCAUAUUGUUUGUGCCCUGUAUGUUCCUGGAGUAGCUUUUGGAGAUAUUGACAAAUUACGACCAGUAACACUAACGGAAAUGAACUAUUCCAAAUACGGUGCCAAGGAGUGUAGCUUUUGUGAAGACCCUCGCUUUGCUAGAACUGGAGUUUGCAUUAGCUGUGAUGCAGGGAUGUGCAGAGCCUAUUUCCAUGUGACCUGUGCUCAGAAGGAAGGCUUGCUUUCAGAGGCAGCAGCAGAAGAGGACAUAGCAGAUCCGUUCUUUGCUUAUUGUAAGCAACAUGCAGAUAGAUUAGACAGAAAGUGGAAGAGAAAAAACUACUUGGCUCUACAAUCCUAUUGUAAAAUGUCUUUGCAAGAGAGAGAAAAGCAACUUUCACCAGAAGCACAGGCAAGGAUCAAUGCCCGACUUCAGCAGUAUCGUGCCAAAGCGGAGCUAGCUCGAUCCACCAGACCCCAGGCCUGGGUUCCAAGGGAAAAGUUGCCCAGACCACUCACCAGCAGUGCUUCAGCUAUUCGUAAACUUAUGCGGAAAGCAGAACUGAUGGGGAUCAGUACAGAUAUCUUUCCAGUGGACAAUUCAGAUACUAGUUCUAGUGUGGAUGGAAGGAGAAAACAUAAGCAACCAGCUCUCACUGCAGAUUUUGUGAAUUAUUAUUUUGAGAGAAAUAUGCGCAUGAUUCAAAUUCAGGAAAAUAUGGCUGAACAAAAAAAUAUAAAAGAUAAAUUAGAGAAUGAGCAAGAAAAGCUUCAUGUGGAAUAUAAUAAGUUAUGCGAAUCUUUAGAAGAACUUCAAAACCUGAAUGGAAAACUUCGAAGUGAAGGACAAGGAAUAUGGGCCUUACUAGGCAGAAUCACAGGGCAGAAGUUGAAUAUACCGGCAAUUUUGCGAGCACCCAAGGAGAGAAAACCAAGUAAAAAAGAAGGAGGCACACAAAAGACAUCUACUCUUCCUGCAGUACUUUAUAGUUGUGGGAUUUGUAAGAAGAACCAUGAUCAGCAUCUUCUUUUAUUGUGUGAUACCUGUAAACUACAUUACCAUCUUGGAUGUCUGGAUCCUCCUCUUACAAGGAUGCCGAGAAAGACCAAAAACAGUUAUUGGCAGUGCUCAGAAUGUGACCAGGCAGGGAGCAGUGACAUGGAAGCAGAUAUGGCCAUGGAAACCUUACCAGAUGGAACCAAACGAUCAAGGAGGCAGAUUAAGGAACCAGUGAAAUUUGUUCCACAGGAUGUGCCACCAGAACCCAAGAAGAUUCCAAUAAGAAACACGAGAACCAGAGGACGAAAACGAAGCUUCGUUCCUGAGGAAGAAAAACAUGAGGAAAGAGUUCCUAGAGAGAGAAGGCAAAGACAGUCUGUGCUGCAAAAGAAGCCCAAGGCUGAAGAUUUAAGAACUGAAUGUGCAACUUGCAAGGGAACUGGAGACAAUGAAAAUCUUGUCAGAUACCCUUCAUGAGACCCAACUCUGCCACAGCUCAUCCACGGAGGCAAUCCCGGAAACCUCUUUUAUAAGUGUGAUUUUAAAAAUGUGGAUUAAACUCUCAAUAGAGUACAUAAAGUAAAGGAGAACAGCUAUCUUGUCCUUUCUAUAAGCUUAUCACUGCAAAAAGUUGCCUUUUGCUUGUCAGGUUUGGAUAGCAUAUAAUUGAUUGGUUUGUUACUUGGAAUAACAAGGCAAUAGAUUUGCCUGUGUGGAUUUUUUUUUUCCUAUUUUCUUCUUUUUUGCACUCAUCAGAAACAUUUGAUAUGUGCAUUGUUGAAAAAAACUGGAUACAUGUCUUAUCAGAAUUGUCCUAUAAAGUAAUGUCUUUCCCUCUUGCUUCUUUGGCAAAUGAUGAUACACAGUGUUUGGACUUACUCAAGAGUUACUAAAGCCUGUGGGACUUAUUAAAUACAAUAUGCUACUUCCUGUUGUUGAACAAUACAAGUAACAAACAAGAAAGACAAUGCAUUCCAUUAAUCUGCUAUUCUGUUUCCUUCAACUUAAUACAUAGAUUCAUAUAUGAAGUACUGCAUUGUAAAACAACUAGAGACUCUUAUAUUGGACGUUAUUUCUAUUUAUAGUAUUCAGCAAAAGUGAAAGACUUGUGAAACAUAUGACAUUCUAUUUUUGACUUAUUAGUCCUAGUGUGAAAUCAUUAAUAAUAUUAGCAUGAAAUUUUUACAGUUUCAGAUUUUAAGCUCAUGAAUAAAAAUAUAUCUGUGUUGAUCUCUAGAUAUUUUCUAGUAAUCCCCAAAUAUAUUCAGUCCUUAUUGUUUUAAUAUAAACUUUCUGUGUUCAGUAUAAUUUUAUUUUUCUCAACCUUAAAUAUGAACUUAGGAAAUAAGGAGGGAGAUACAAAGAUUAUUGACUAUACAACCUACCAGCCGAAAGAAAGAUCUUCAUCAACAUCUGUAUCUUUCCAGAGGUAUACUGAAUUAAAAUUUGAUCUUCAAGCUUUAAUGAUCCAGUUUUAAGUCAACGGCAGAAAUAUGUUGAGUAUUUCAUCACUCAAUCUUGAACUGACUUAGAGACUCUGCUGAAAUUGAAAUGCACAUAUACAUGUAAAUUGUCAACAUGUAAUUUUGAAUUUUCUGAUGAAUAAAUGUGGUUUUGGACAU
Saimiri boliviensis boliviensis (Bolivian squirrel monkey) is the source of this 4232-nucleotide messenger RNA. It is a transcript of the gene PHF14, whose product is annotated as PHD finger protein 14. The record is from RefSeq and is a predicted model, not a curated record. Gene Ontology annotation, biological process: regulation of transcription by RNA polymerase II. Lineage: Eukaryota; Metazoa; Chordata; Mammalia; Primates; Cebidae.